AAUAAUUUUGCACUUGCAUAUCAGCCAGCUCAAGAGGAACAGACAGAUUUUAAAAAGUAGUUACUAACGGUUUGGUCAAUAAAAUAAACCAUUGAAAAUGGGAAACAUAAACAAACACAAUACAACCUUAUUUUCUCAGAAAAAUUCAAUAACUAACCUUAAUUUCUCAUGCAAAGGAUUAAGCCAGAAUGCCAAACCAUCGUCAGAACCACCGUCAUUCCGAUUAAUGCCAGCCGGAAUAGCCAAGUCGCCGUCAAAUGGGCCGUUGAUAAUCUUCUAAAGAAGAACUCCAAUUGUAUCCUUAUUCAUGUUCGUACCAAACCCAUCACCAAUUCCGAUGAUAAUGUCGACCACAAUGCUCCUAAACACGGCCGUCCACCAACUCAAGAAGAAUUGCAUCAAUUCUUUCUUCCCUUUAGAGGAUUUUGUGCUAGAAAAGGGAUUUUGGCAAAGGAAUUGGUCUUACACGACAUCGAUGUUCCAAGCGCGCUUACCGAUUAUGCUGUUGAAAACCCCGUCAACAAUGUUGUUGUUGGUGCUAGUUCUUCCCCAUGGAGUGCUUUCAUGAGAAGAUUUAAAGAAGCAGAUGUUGCAUCAAUCUUAGCUAAGACAUUGCCAGAAUCAUCGACAUUGUAUGUUAUAUCGAAAGGAAAAGUACAAAAGAUUCAACCAUCCGGGCCUCGGAUUCCUCGUGAUGAUCAAUCUAAGAAUAUCGAAGCUGCACCUCCUAAAUCUAUAAGAGAUGUUGUCGCACUCUUGCAGAAUACUCAAUUGAUUCAACCUAAAAAGUGUCUCGAUCAUAGCCCUAGUUCCGACGUUUCAAAUAGGAAACCGUUGAAAGAUGCAGGCAAAGUUUGGGAGUUAGAUAUGAAAGAUGUUAUACUAGUGACACCGAACAAUGUUGAAGAUAACAAUUCGCCAAGAGGUCCAAGAUUAUCGGCGGGAAGCCUCUCGACACAAACUUCAUCAAAUCAAAGUUCUCCUGCCAACAGUAAUGACAGUUCAGGGAAACGUAGUUCCGGAAACCAUGAAGUAUUAAGUUCGGACAGUUCCAAGUGCUUAUUUUCGCCAAAACCACCGAUACAGACGCACAUUGAGGCGGAAAUAAAGAAAUUAAAACUAGAAUUGAGGAAAACGUCGGAGCAGUAUGGUAUGGCUUGCAGACAAGCAGUUUUAGCGAAACAGAAGACGAAUGAGCUUGAAAGGUUUAGGGAAGAAAAAGAACGAAAUGUCGAAAAAGCACGGCUUGCAGAAGAGGUUGCAUUAGCUUUAGCAGGAGUAGAGAGACAGAAAGCGAAAGUUGCUAUGGACACAGCAGAAAUGUUGCAGCGUCUUGCAGAAAUGGAAACUCAGAAGAGAAAGCUAGCCGAAUUAAAAGCGAAACACGAAGAAGAAGAGAGGAGAAGGACGUUACAAGAUGUUGUGUAUAAUAGUAUUCCAUAUAGAAGAUACAACAUUAAAGAAAUUGAAGUUGCAACUAAUGGUUUCGACGAUGCUCUCAAAAUCGGGGAAGGAGGGUAUGGACCUGUUUUUAAAGGUGUCCUUGAUCACACCCUUGUUGCCAUAAAGGUUCUUAGACCCGAUUUAGCUCAUGGAGAAAGACAGUUUCAACAAGAGAUUAUUGUUUUGAGUACCAUAAGACAUCCCAACAUGGUGCUCCUUCUAGGCGCAUGUCCAGAGUUUGGUUGCCUUGUCUACGAACACAUGGAAAACGGAAGUUUAGAAGAUCGCCUAUUCCGAAAAGACCAUACUCCACCAAUUCCAUGGAAGAAUCGUUUCAGAAUCGCAUUAGAGAUUGCGACUGGCCUUCUUUUCCUUCACCAAGCAAAACCCGAGCCAAUAGUACAUCGCGAUAUGAAACCAGCAAACAUUCUCUUAGACAGAAACUGUGUCAGUAAGAUCAGUGAUGUUGGUUUGGCGCGACUCGUUCCACCUUCCAUAGCAAACAAAACCACUCAAUAUCGCUUGACAGGUGCGGCCGGAACAUUUUGUUACAUUGAUCCGGAGUAUCAGCAAACCGGGUUAUUAGGUGUGAAAUCGGAUAUAUAUUCAUUUGGUAUGGUGUUACUACAGAUUAUUACUGCAAAACCUCCAAUGGGAUUGUCUCAUUUGGUUGAAGAGGCUAUUGGAAAAGGGAACUUCUUAGAUGUGCUUGAUCCAAGUGUACCAGAUUGUCCUGUUGAAGAGGCUUUGGCAUUUGCGAAGUUGGCGAUAAAGUGUUGUGAGUUGCGAAAACGCGAUAGACCUGAUCUUAGUACUGUUAUUUUGCCAGAGCUUAAUAGAAUAUCACAGAUUUGGAACUGCGAUGAGGAUUGAGGAACUAUUCAGAUUUAUUCAAUGAAAUUUACAUUUCUGCAUUUUUGAAAGAACUUCAUGAUCAUGUAGUUUG
This is a messenger RNA of Lathyrus oleraceus (garden pea), 2389 nucleotides long. RefSeq names its product U-box domain-containing protein 35. The transcript is spliced from 9 exons. Gene Ontology annotation, molecular function: protein kinase activity; ATP binding. The record is from RefSeq and is a predicted model, not a curated record. Bases 169 to 2316 code for a protein of 715 amino acids. NCBI's taxonomy places the organism in Eukaryota, Viridiplantae, Streptophyta, Magnoliopsida, Fabales, Fabaceae. Gene Ontology annotation, biological process: protein phosphorylation.